CAGCUGCGUACGCAUUUCAUUCCACCUUGGUUUGUGGCCAUAACAAGCCGAACUGCUCGACCCACGCUCCAAUUCAGCGAGAAUCAGGAAACGAGCCCUGCACGGAUGGACGGCUCGUCGGCGGAGGUGGCGAAGGUGAAGCGGGCGAAGACCGUCUUGACGGUGGCGGCGAUCUCCGGCUCCCUCCGCCGGGCCUCGGCCAACGCCGGCCUCAUCCGCGCCGCCGCCAAGAUGUGCGAGGAGUCCAUCCCGGGGCUGCAGAUCGACCACGUCGACAUCUCCGACCUGCCGCUCCUUAACACCGACCUCGAGGACGUCGACGGCAACGCCUUCCCGGCCGCCGUCGAGGAGUUCCGGGACAGGGUCCGCGGCGCCGACUGCUUCCUCUUCGCCUCCCCCGAGUACAACUACUCCAUCUCAGGCCCUCUGAAGAACGCGCUGGACUGGGGGUCGCGGCCACCGAACGUGUGGGCGGACAGGGCCGGCGCCAUAGUGAGCGCGUCAGGGAAGUCCGGCGGCAAGAGGUCGGCGUACCACAUCCGGCAGGUCGGGGUCUUCCUCGACAUCCACUUCAUCAACAAGCCGGAGGGGUUCGUCUCGGCGCACCAUCCGCAGAGCAAGUUCAACGGCGACGGCAACCUCAUCGACCCGGAGACUGGGGAGCUGCUGAGGAAGAUCCUUCUUUCCCUCCGGGCGUUCGCGCUCAGGCUCAUCCACGGCAACGACUCUGCUGCAAACUCCGGACAAGGUAGUUAGUAUAUUUAGUGGUGCUGUGUCUGCUGUGAUGGCUGGAUGGAGCUAGUUAACAUGUCGGGAUGUUCAAAGCCUAUGGCUCAUAAAAAGUGAUACGAUGAAGGGCUGUUAAACAAUGACGUAUUAAAAUUACAUAGCAAAAUAACACCACAAGUGCUGCUGC
Messenger RNA from Aegilops tauschii subsp. strangulata, 916 nucleotides. RefSeq names its product probable NADPH:quinone oxidoreductase 2. Gene Ontology annotation, cellular component: cytosol. Lineage: Eukaryota; Viridiplantae; Streptophyta; Magnoliopsida; Poales; Poaceae. Gene Ontology annotation, molecular function: oxidoreductase activity; FMN binding. The record is from RefSeq and is a predicted model, not a curated record.